CUGUGUUUAUUUGCAGUGUGUCUUCGUCUGUAAUUGAUAGGCCCUGUAGAGUUUAUGAAGUACUGUAAAUUCACAGUGGUGGUAUUUUAACUUACUUUUAUUUUUUACAAAAGUGCUAUGAUACAGUAGAGUUAGCAGAUGUUAAUGCCAUGGUAAUGGAAGAAUACCAUAUUUAUACAGCGUGGUACUCCAGUGUCCUUCAAAGAAUACUAUGCUAGUAUGUUAUUACCAUCAUGACAGUGUUAAUGUUAAAUAAUAAUAACAACAACAACAUGCUAGUGCCAUAUCACAAACCAUAGUAUUACCAUGGUACUUUUUAGUCAGUGUAGUGUUGCUCUAUUUUGAACUGUACUGAUAUUAGAUCUAGUCUGUCUUCUGUUUGUUUGCAAAUAAUUAUGUGAUAAUGAUAUUUGUUAACAUUGCUGAUUUUACAUGCUUCCUGAGGGGAAGGAUCACGUGAGAUCAUGGACGGCACAACACUCAGUUUCGGCACACGGGUGAAGUGGUUUGUCAUUUGUUUCGCUGGAGGAGUCCUGUGUUCAAUACUUGGAACUGCACUCCUCUUCUUGCCCAAAGCUGGUGUUAAUUUGUUUGCUGUAUUCUACACCCUUGGAAAUAUUGCAGCGAUUUCAAGCACCUGUUUCCUGAUGGGCCCAUUCAAACAGCUGAAGCGAAUGUUUGAGCCCACCAGACUCAUAGCCACUAUUAUGAUGCUGCUAUUCCUUGUGUUGACGUUAUGUGCAGUGUUUUGGUGGGGCAAAAGGGGUCUGGCGAUCAUCUUCUGCAUUUUGCAAUUUUUGGCUAUGACAUGGUACAGCAUCUCCUACAUUCCAUUUGCACGGGAUGCUGUUAUUAAGUGCUUCACCUCCUGUUUGAGCUAAACUAUCCAGUAUUUCAUCUGACGACCAGACCUCCAUAGUAAAUAUGUUUUUUUUUUAAAUAUUGUUUUUCUCUUUCAUCUCCAAACCACACUGUCCUCCGUGACCUUAAAACAUUUCCUCUUUUGUCUUAAUAUAAUCAUUUUAAAUUAACAUUGUGUAAUAUUAAAGGUGCAGUAGGAGAUCUUGGAAAAUGCUAACUUUAGCCUGAAAGCGAACGUCCCACCCUCCUUGCAAUCGCCGUCCUAAGCCACGCCCUCUCACCGCAUAUAGGCUCACAGACCAGAAUACCAGAGACAACAUUACUACAAUAGGCUACAUCAGCUG
Molecule: messenger RNA, 1205 nt
Organism: Sinocyclocheilus rhinocerous
Lineage: Eukaryota; Metazoa; Chordata; Actinopteri; Cypriniformes; Cyprinidae
Product: vesicle transport protein SFT2A-like
Exons: 8
Coding region: 465-881 (138 amino acids)
Biological process (GO): vesicle-mediated transport
Cellular component (GO): membrane
Source: RefSeq, a predicted model, not a curated record